Messenger RNA from Papilio machaon (common yellow swallowtail), 785 nucleotides. RefSeq lists its product as uncharacterized. Bases 130 to 759 code for a protein of 209 amino acids. NCBI's taxonomy places the organism in Eukaryota, Metazoa, Arthropoda, Insecta, Lepidoptera, Papilionidae. The record is from RefSeq and is a predicted model, not a curated record. The transcript is spliced from 3 exons.
UUUCCUAGUUAUUUGUGUUGCAUAUUUACUUGAGUAAUUUGCAAUUGUAUGAUACGCAGUAUAAAUUGUUUCCUAAAUGUAAUAACAAAUAGUUGCUAUAUUUAAUGUAAGUCUUAAAAAAUAUAAAAAAUGUCGCUAAAAGCUUAUGAAGAUGCGUGUACCAGGGCUGAAUUAUUCGGUCAGCCUUUGCCAGAUAGAGAAGAAUUUUUGGAGAAACAUAAGUACAUGGAUGUUGUAGAAUUUGAGGAAGUGGAUAUCAGAACAGCUGAGAAUACGGCAAUGUUAGAUGACGACCUGAAACAUGCAAGUAGUGGUUUAACCGAGUUAAAUACGAUUCUGUCCUCUACACAAACGAAAUUGAAUCGUCUGAAGGGUGUCUGUGGCAGUCUUACUAAUUUUUUUCGUGUCAAACUAACAUCGAAGGAUAACCUUUCAUAUUCUAGUGAACCAAGUUAUAUCGGUCAAGUGAAUUACUCAAAUAAUAUCCCUUCAAAAGAUACAGGUUCUAUAAACACAGGUCUCGGUCCGGAUGAUAAUGAAUUUAAACGAAUUCCAAAGAUAAAAGAAAAUGGCGCCGAUAUCAAUUCAGCGAUAGAUAUUUUGGAAUCUAUGCAGAAAAUUGAGAAGACACCGAUAUUGAGGAUCGAUAAGCAAAUAGACUCACAGAAUAGUAAAUUAGAUAAUCUGAUAAUGCAAGCUGAUAAAGCUCAGUCUUCAUUGCAACAUCAGAACAAACAAAUGAGAAGUUUUCUACGAUAACUUCAAGGUUUUAACAGCCGAAAUAA